Ctenopharyngodon idella (grass carp) is the source of this 2818-nucleotide messenger RNA. It is a transcript of the gene gpr18, whose product is annotated as G protein-coupled receptor 18. The transcript is spliced from 3 exons. The coding region runs from base 244 to 1233 and encodes 329 amino acids. Gene Ontology annotation, cellular component: membrane. Gene Ontology annotation, molecular function: G protein-coupled receptor activity. Gene Ontology annotation, biological process: positive regulation of Rho protein signal transduction; phospholipase C-activating G protein-coupled receptor signaling pathway. The record is from RefSeq and is a predicted model, not a curated record. Lineage: Eukaryota; Metazoa; Chordata; Actinopteri; Cypriniformes; Xenocyprididae.
UCAUGCAUUACAGGAAGUGGAGGGGCUUCACAGAAACCAAAAGAAAAAUUCUAAUCUAAAUAAAGACAUUGGCUUCAUGACUUCCUCUAUCUUAGAUCGAAGCUCGGCAGCGAUGGUGCGUUACAGUCAUCACCCGUACAGCCGUCAGAACAGUUACCACGAUGCCGACAACAUGGAUCUCUGAGAGCCUUGUUUUCAUUUCUGGCAAAAAUUAAACAUGGCGCUAUCCUAAGGCAAACCAUCAUGGAUCAUAACGCAUCUUUGCCCGUCAUCAUGGAGAGCCACGUCCCCCAAUUCUUUCGGACUGCUAGCCUAGUGUUUUACGGCAUUAUCUUCAUCAUAGGCACAGUGGUCAACCUGACCGCUCUCUGGGUUUUUGCCUUGACCACUAAAAGACGGAACUCCAUCACUGUUUACAUGAUCAAUGUCGCUUUAGUGGACUUGGUAUUUAUCUUACUUCUGCCCUUUCGAAUUGUCUACUACAGUCAAGACUACUGGCCCUUCGGGGACGUGUUCUGCAGGAUUAACGCCGCACUAACGGUGCUCUAUCCCUGCCUAGCCUUGUGGCUCUUCGCUCUCAUUAGCACAGAUCGCUAUGUGGCCAUAGUGCAGCCGCGACACACCAGAGAACUAAAAAGUGUUCGUAAAGCCUUGCUGUCCUGUGCAGGAGUCUGGAUCAUGACCUUAGGCAGCACGGCUCCGCUUGUCCUCCUGGAAGAAGACCCAGACCGUAUCUCAAACUAUACCACUUGCAUCAAAAUGCAUGACAUUAUCUACUUGCGCCGUGACAAUCCCGUCCAUUUCGCACGUAUCGUCUUCUUCUUCCUGGUGCCGGUGUGCAUCAUGGUGGGCUGUUACAUGAUCAUCGUAGAAAACCUAAUCCAUGGCCGCACGUCCAAACUGAAGCCCAAAGUCAAGCAGAAGUCCAUCAGGAUCAUCAUCACACUGAUCAUUCAGGUGCUUGUGUGCUUUGUGCCUUUCCACAUCUGCUUUGUUUCCAUGCUGCUGGCCAGCAGUGAGGAGGGUUACAACACCUGGGGGACCUUCACAACCUUCCUGAUGAAUGCGAGCACAGUGCUGGACAUCAUACUCUUCUACAUUGUGUCCAAGCAGUUUCAGGACCGUGUGAUCAGUGUGAUCUUGUACAGAAACUACCUGAGGAGCGUUCGCAGGAAGAGCCGUCACACCAACAGUAUUCGCUCAAUCAGCAACCUGACCAGUGCCAUGAUCUGAACAAUAACACAGCUGACGAAAACCAUCUAAACUGAAAGUAAACAUGUAGAUGUUUGUAACUAAAUUACAGAACAAGAUUUAAAUUACAGAACAAGAAGAACGAUUAUCAAUGGAAACUCAAUUAUGUUUUCCAAACAGAAACAACCCAUACUGAAUAUUGAAACUGCUCACAGUAACAGUAACUUCUUGUCUACAGUUAAUUCACAUGAGACGAAUCACAUGUGCACCAGUAAACUUCAUUGGUAGUCGCUCCAUUGAAUCAUUGCUCAUUUGCAUAAAGUUCAACUUUUUUUUAGUUUUGCUGCCGGAUAUGCAUCACCACCCAUCGCUAAUUUAUUUGUGCUGCAAAUCGCUGUAUGUGUGAACACACCCUAAGACAAACUGUUUGUUUCGAGUUGUUGUGUUUCAUGUUGCAAGUGUGUCUGUGGUUUUAAAAGAGUUUUAUAUAUAUAUAUACACACACAUAAAUUUGGGAAUGUUGUUGCAUAAUCACGGCAAGGUGUUUGAAUAGUUUCCUUUGCAAAACUUUCUUUGCAAUCUUUGCAAAAUCUGUGCAAAACAUGUUAGUCUCUUGCAAAGCAUGCUUUUUAUCAUACCAAGUAUGAUCUUCAAAAACAGUGAAUGUCUUUGAUGAGGUUACUUCAAAAGGAGUGCAUACUAGGAUAUUUGGUCCUUACAGAAGUGUAAAACGAGAUACUACCUUUCAUUGUGGGAUGUAGUGCACAUUAAAUUUCCCAAAAAGGGAAAAGGUAAUUAAAUUACAUAGCAGCACUUUAUUUUUAACAAUUUAGUUAAUUAUAAUGAAAAAAAAAUGAAAAAAAAAAGUAACGAUUAAUCAAAUAUAUGUGAUUAAAAUAUUAAUUCAAAACAUUCUGCACCAUUUCUUUUAACAAAAGCUGAUCACAAUGAAACCAAACUGAAAUAGGCCUUUGGUAUUAUAUUAAACUUGACCUGUAGUACAGUGGUUCCCAACCACGUUCCUGGAGUAUUCCCAAAACUAUUACAUUUUGCAUGCCUGCUUGAUCAAACACACCUUAUUCAACUCAUCAGCUCAUUAGUAGAGACCUGAAAUGGGUGUGUCAUACAAAGGAGACAUUCAAAAUGUGCAGUGUUGAGGGCACUUCAGGAACGUGGUUGGGAACCACUGCUGUAGUAUAUAAGGCGCCAGCAGGUGGCGCUACUGACCAGGGCACAUUUAUGCUACUCUCACAGUGCUUUGCCUCAAUAUCACCAUCAGGUGGUGUCAUGUAAUAUAAACAAAUUACUUGAAAGUGGCAUUAUAUCUACUUGUAGUUUUAGAUUGUGAUGUUUUCAGUUAAGAUUUUCUCUUUGUGUUUUAUAACUUUCCAUAAAAUAUGUGACUGCUGUCUGAUGGACAGAUUUAUUCUUGAGAAGCUGACAUCCUGUGGUGACACAUGCUAUAUUCCAUCUAAAACUGUUUCUUUUCACAUUCUGUGAUUAUUAUUAUUCAUGUUUGAAGCUUUUGUGACCUUAUAUUAAUUGAGAGACUGUAUGGAAUAUUUGCCAUUUUAAAAUGCAUGUCAUGCAGGACCAUUUGUAAUAAAAAAGUGAAGCCCACCCACCA